AUGAGCAAUCAAAGACGUCUUUCAAAGUACAAUAAGCAAUCAAAGACAUAUUUUCUUACAUGGCAAUUUGGUAAUGACAUGAGUUAUGCCACCUAUUUUAAUUUCGAUAUUUUAUUUUUUCCUUUAUUUACAUGUCUGGGUAUUAAUAAAUUGGGUUCUUAUGCCACACAGGUUGACAGAGUUUCCCAUCUUGAAACUACUGGAAAAAUUUUUGAGGAAAGCAAACAAUUUUUGCCAGAUAUUACAAAAGAUACUGGUAUAACUGAAAUAAAGGUUCUGCAACCUCAUAGUGUUCACUCUGAUCAAGAGUCAGAGCCUCAUAAGGAUGUGUGCGACUCACAUGUGGUGGUGAAUGAUGAGGAACAUAAUAAAACUAAUAUUGUAUCAUCUCAGAGAGAUAGGCUUCAUCUUGAGCACACUUUUCCAAGAUAUGAAGAGUCUGCCCCCUUAGCUAAAUCUGAAGCUGCUAGCAGAAUUGGUUCUCAUAGUUUAGAAGAAGCAAGUGAUGUUGAGGACCAAUUGCUGAAGAUGUUUCCUGAUACAAAAUUAAAUGAUGAUGGUUAUGGAUCUGCCAAGUUAAUUGAAUCUGGAGCUGAUAGCUGUAAUCAAUCUACCACACUCCGCUUUGAGGUUAGCCAAUACACUGGAAGGAUCCACUUAUACUUUUGCUCUCAUGGAUUAGAUUCAAGACCAAGGCCACUUUUUCAAAAUUUCCUACCAGAGGAAUUUGAGUUGCAUCCUAUUGUGGAGGACAAUGAGAAAAGGAAGUGCAAAUAUAUCAAAGAUGAUCCAAGAUUUAGAUCUGCCAUUAUUGAAUUCAUCCACGAAUGGAACAAGUUGAGGCCUAUUGAGAAGAGAAAAUUAUCUGGCAAACCUCUACAACUUCCAUUGUCUAAUGAAUUGUGCUAUUUGAAUGAAAGUCUCAACCAUGAUAAUGAGGGAUUGCUGAAGGAACGAAGCAAGAGGCGCAAAACACCUUUGCUGGAGAUAAGCCAUCCAUUACCAUCAAAUGCUGCUUGGAGAACAGUCAAACUCCAUAGGGAUCAUAAAAAGGAGAAACUUUACUUACAGGGAUGGUCUGAUAUGAAUGAACCACUCUGCAAGCUCUGUCAGACUCCUUGCAAGAAAAAUAUGGCCAAGACGCCUCAAUACUUUGAGGACCUCUUCUGUUGUUUGGGAUGCUAUGAAGAAUAUAAAUCAAGAACUAGCUAUAGAUAUCUUCGUGAGGGGCUUUUCCAAAUUGAACGUGGUAUCUGUACCAAUUGCUGUUUACACUGUCACAAACUCGUUGAGCACUUGAGACCUUUAUCAUUAGAGAAACGAAAAGACUAUAUCAAGAAAGUGGCUCCUAAUAUAGCAAAGCGCAAGAAACUGUAAGUUCUUGCACAUAAUUAUCAAGUU
Olea europaea var. sylvestris is the source of this 1401-nucleotide messenger RNA. RefSeq names its product DNA annealing helicase and endonuclease ZRANB3-like. The record is from RefSeq and is a predicted model, not a curated record. Gene Ontology annotation, cellular component: nuclear replication fork. Gene Ontology annotation, biological process: DNA repair; replication fork processing. The coding region runs from base 1 to 1377 and encodes 458 amino acids. The transcript is spliced from 8 exons. NCBI's taxonomy places the organism in Eukaryota, Viridiplantae, Streptophyta, Magnoliopsida, Lamiales, Oleaceae.